This is a messenger RNA of Stomoxys calcitrans (stable fly), 401 nucleotides long. RefSeq lists its product as uncharacterized. NCBI's taxonomy places the organism in Eukaryota, Metazoa, Arthropoda, Insecta, Diptera, Muscidae. The record is from RefSeq and is a predicted model, not a curated record. The transcript has 2 exons. Bases 1 to 357 code for a protein of 118 amino acids.
AUGGAUUCACGCCCUACUCAAGAAAGAAUUCUUUCAGCUUUGAAAGCUUCAAAUGUGGAAUUUCCAGAAACAGCGUCAAUUGCACAAUUGAGAACAUUAUAUGAUUCUUUGCAAGUUAACGGUGGUCCAUCAAAGCAGACUGAAUUGCCUUCUGGAAAUGUGGUUUCUUCUGAUUCUGCUGGGAAUUCAUCUGUAACUGUCACUACAAUGUCAUCCAAUACUUUGAAUGAAACUCCCGUUAUUAAUUCCGCAACUGCCGAUCCUGAAAAUUUGCUUCAGUCAUUUCAAUGUAAUGCGAAAUUGGCGUAUCCUGUGCAAAUCUUCGGCAAACACAGACUUCAGUGCCUCCUUCCGUAAUUUCUUCCGUACCUUCCGUCUAUAAUUCUUCUGCUUCCGUUCCU